CCCACCAAGCCUUCCCCUACUCUCGUCGCACCAUAUAACACACCCCUCCUCCUCCUUUGGGAUCGGAUCUGCAUAGUCCGUACACUCGGAGCCCCUCCGAUCGCUACGCCUCGGAAGAAGAAGAAGAAGAUGACUUAGCAGAGUCUAUUGAUCCACACACCCACACACAUUCAUAUUCAUACAUUCAACACUUUUCAUUUCUUAUUUUUCGUCUUGGGAAGAACGAUCGAUCAUGAUGAUGACGAUGAUGAUGAAGUUAUGUUCGUGCAGACCUAGCUUUUUCUCGGGUUCGGUUCGUUGGAAUUCUGUAGUUUGAUUCAAUCAAUUUUGAUUUGUCGGAGAAUUUUUGCAAAUUGGGAAAUGGUGGUUUCUCCAGUCAAGUUCCUUUUCGGCUUCUUGUUAUUUUGUAUUCUGCUGUGGUUGCUCUUCAUAUUUGCUUCAAAACUUCUCGCUUGGUUUUUAAGUCGCAAAGUGGGAGCAUUUGUCAAAUUUCGUGUUGGUGGAUGGAAAUGUCUGAGGGAUGUUGUUGUCACAUUCAAAAAGGGCCCUAUUGAAUCUUUAUCGAUUGGAGAAAUUAAAAUAAGCUUACGUCAGUCAUUGGUCAAACUUGGGUUUGGUUUUUUCUCCAGAGAUCCAAAGCUGCAAUUGUUAAUAUGCGAAUUAGAAAUAGUAAUGCGGCCUUCAACUAAAAGCACAUCUGAAGCUAAAACUAAAAAGCCACGUGCUUCAGGCAGGGGGAAAUGGAUGGUUGUUGCCAAUGUUGCAAGGUUUUUAUCCAUUUCUGUGACAGAUUUGGUUUUGAAGACGCCAAAAGCUACUCUUGAAGUGAAGGAACUGAUAGUUGACAUAUCUAAAGAUUCUCAAUCUAAGCAAAAUCUGUCUGUUAAGCUACAUAUAUUGCCUAUUGUUGUUCACUUGGGUGACCAACGAGUUAUGUGUGAUCAGUCCUCCAGUUUCAGCUCUGGAGGAUGCCUUCCCACCGGCACUUUGAGCUCUGCCAUUUUGGAGAGAUCAUCUGCUGCUUUUGUCUGUGAAGAGUUUUCUCUCUGUUCUGAAUUUGGUCAUGAUAGGGAAGUUGGUGUAGUCAUCAAGAAUGUGGACAUAGAAUGUGGGGAGGUCACUGUGAACCUAAAUGAGGAGAUGCUUUCAAAAAGCAAGAGUUCAUCUCAAGCUUCUUAUCAGUCUGAUGUAGCUAUAGAGUCAACUGUUCGCUCUUUGGACACUAAAAACGUAAACAAAAAACCACGCGCUGCUGCUGCUCUUUCAAAGUAUACCUCUGUAAUUCCAGAGAAGCUGUGCUUCAAUUUACCAAAGUUGGAUGUGAAAUUUGUGCACCGAGAACACAAUAUUGUUGUUGAGAAUAACAUAAUGGGAAUCCAGUUGAAGAGCAUCAAAUCACAAGCCAGUGAAGAUGCGGGAGAUAGUACACGCAUUGACGUUCAACUGGAUUUUAGUGAGAUUCAUCUACUUAGAGAAGCUGGCUCUUCUGUCCUGGAGAUACUAAAAGUGGAUGUCGUUUCAUUUGUCUAUGUUCCUACACAGCCAUCAUUACCUAUUAGAGCUGAAGUUGAUGUAAAACUUGGCGGUACUCGAUGCAACAUUAUAAUAAGUAGAUUACAGCCAUGGUUGCGCCUCCAUUUUUCUAAAAAGAAGAGAAUGGUGCUGCAGGAUGAAGUUUCUUCUAUUAAAAGCCCACCAGUUAGUGAUGCCAAAGCUAUUAUGUGGACAUGUACUCUUUCAGCUCCUGAGAUGACUAUUGUUCUUUAUAGUAUCAGUGGUGUGCCACUAUAUCAUGGUUGCUCUCAAUCAUCGCACGUAUAUGCAAAUAACAUUUCUGAUACUGGAACCGCUGUACACAUGGAACUUGGAGAAUUAAAUUUGCACCUAGCAGAUGAAUACCAAGAAUGCUUGAAAGAAAACCCUUUUGGUGUUGAAUCAAAUUCUGGUUCCUUAGUGCACAUAGCAAAGGUUAGUUUGGAUUGGGGCAAGAAGGAUAUGGAAUCAUCUGAGGAAGAUGGUCCCAGGUGUAAAUUGGUUUUGUCUGUUGAUGUAACUGGUAUGGGUGUUUAUUUGACUUUCAAGCGUGUUGAGUCAAUUAUAUCAACAGCUAUGUCUUUUCAAGCGCUCUUGAAAACUCUUUCUGCCUCUGGAAAAAGAACAUCACAGGGGCGUGGUGGGGGGCGUUCAUCCAAAUCGUCAGGGAAGGGAACUCGACUUUUGAAGUUUAAUCUUGAAAGGUGUUCUGUAAAUUUCAGUGGUGAAUCAGUUCUGGAAAAUACUGUUAUUGAUGACCCUAAGCGUGUAAAUUAUGGAUCACAAGGUGGUCGAGUUAUAAUAAGUGUCUCAGCUGAUGGCACACCUCGACGUGCAAACAUAAUGUCUACACUUUCUAAUGAAUCCAAAAAGUUAAAGUAUUCCAUUUCUCUUGACGUAUUUCAUUUCAGUUUGUGUGUAAACAAGGAUAAACAGUCAACGCAGAUGGAACUUGAACGAGCUAGAUCAAUUUAUCAGGAAUAUUUGGAUGAGCAAAAAAUGGAAACAAAAGUGACACUGUUUGACAUGCAAAAUGCUAAAUUUGUACGACGAUCUGGUGGUCUUAAAGAGAUUUCUGUAUGUUCUCUUUUCAGUGCAACUGAUAUUACAGUUAGGUGGGAGCCUGAUGUACAUCUAAUGCUCUUUGAACUGAGUUUGAAAUUAAAGUCACUUGUACACAUUCAGAAACUUCAGCAACGAAGUAAUGAGUUUAUGGGAGAUGCUGAAGAGAAGAAACAUGCCACUGUUGAAUCAGGAACUUCUGAUAAGCACAAGAAAAAGGAAUCUAUUUUUGCUGUUGAUGUGGAGAUGCUGAGCAUAUCGGCUGAGGCUGGAGAUGGGGUUGAUGCACUGGUUCAGGUUCAGUCAAUUUUUUCUGAAAAUGCCCGAAUUGGAGUACUUCUUGAAGGACUUAUACUUAGUUUUAAUGGUUCCAGAGUAUUCAAAAGUAGCCGCAUGCAAAUUUCACGUAUCCCUAGUGUCUCAAUGGGUUCAUCUGGUGUGAAAGGACCUGUAAGUAACACAUGGGAUUGGGUAAUUCAAGGCCUUGAUGUUCACAUUUGCAUGCCAUACAGGUUGCAAUUGCGUGCUAUUGAUGAUUCUGUUGAGGAUAUGUUGCGCUGUCUUAAACUAGUAACUGCUGCUAAAACUAGUCUUAUUUUUCCGGUGAAGAAAGAUAACCUAAAAGCUAAGAAGCCCAGCUCAAUAAAUUUAGGCUGUCUCAAGUUUUGCAUACGCAAGCUAACUGCUGAUAUUGAGGAGGAGCCAAUGCAGGGUUGGCUUGAUGAACAUUUUCAACUGAUGAAGAAUGAGGCCUCUGAGUUAGCUGUUAGACAGAAAUUUCUUGAUGAUUAUGUAUGCAAGCUGAACCAAAGCUCUAAAACUGCUGAUGUAAGUGACUCUAGUCAGGAAAGAAAGGUUUGCUUUAAUGGAAUUGAGAUCGAUAUACAAGAUCAUUCAGCUGUCACUAAAAUGCAGGAAGAAAUUUAUGAAAAAUCAUUCCUGUCAUAUUACAAGGCAUGUCAAAAUCUAUUACCAUCAGAAGGUUCAGGAGCUUGCCGUACAGGGUUUCAGUCUGGUUUUAGGCCAAGCACUGCUAGAACUUCUCUUCUCUCCAUUACAGCUACUGAUUUGGAUUUAAGCUUGACAAGGAUUGAUGGUGGGGAUGAUGGCAUGAUAGAGGUUUUAAAGAAGCUUGAUCCUGUCUGUAGUGAAAAUAAUAUACCAUUUUCUAGAAUGUAUGGGAGGAAUAUUAACUUGCAUACAAGCUCUCUUGUGGUUCAACUACGAAAUUAUACUCUUCCCCUGUUUUCUGCUACUUCUGGGAAAUGUGAAGGUCGUGUUGUGCUUGCGCAGCAGGCAACUUGUUUUCAACCUCAAAUUUACCAAGAUGUCUUCAUUGGGAAAUGGAGAAAAGUGCGCAUGCUUCGAUCUGCUAGUGGUACAACUCCACCAAUGAAAACAUAUUCAGAUCUGCCUCUUCAUUUUCAGAAAGCAGAAGUGUCAUUUGGAGUCGGAUAUGAGCCAGCUUUUGCUGAUAUUAGCUAUGCUUUUACUGUGGCUCUUCGUAGGGCUAAUUUAAGUGUGAGAGAUUCUUCUGGUACAUCCAUUUCACAAACACAGCCGUUAAAAAAGGAGCGAAGUUUACCUUGGUGGGAUGAAGUAAGAAAUUACAUUCAUGGAAGUAUCACCUUAAAGUUUUCUGAAACCAUAUGGAAUGUUCUUGGAACUGUUGAUCCUUAUGAGAAGCUUGACAAACUUCAAAUUAUCUCUAGUUUUAUGGAGAUUCAACAGUCAGAUGGCCGUGUUUAUGUUUCCGCCAAGGAUUUUAAGAUUUUAGUUAGCAGUUUAGAGAGUUUAGCAAGCAGUCGUGGUGUAAAACUUCCUAGAGCUGUGUCAAUUGCACUUAUUGAAGCACCGGAGUUUACCCUUGAAGUUACAAUGGAUUGGGAAUGUGAAUCUGGCACUCCUUUGAAUCAUUAUUUAUAUGCACUUCCACAUGAAGGGGAACCUCGCAUAAAAGUCUACGAUCCCUUCCGAUCUACUUCGUUGUCUCUGCGCUGGAACUUUUCUCUACCUUCUUCUUGUGAAAAGCAAUCUUCUACCAUGAGAGACACUGCUGAUGUAGAUGGAACUGUUCAUGAUCCUCCAACAGUGAAUUUUGGAGCUCAUGACCUAGCAUGGAUGCUAAGGUUCUGGAACAUGAAUUAUAUUCCUCCUCACAAACUGCGUUCCUUCUCUCGUUGGCCUCGUUUUGGAAUUCCAAGAGUUCCAAGGUCAGGCAACUUGUCCUUAGACAAAGUUAUGACUGAAUUCAUGCUCCGUAUAGAUGCUACUCCUACUUGUAUAAAGCAUAUGCCACUAGAUGAUGAUGAUCCAGCCAAAGGACUGACAUUCAAUAUGGAUCAGCUAAAAUAUGAACUCUGUUAUAGUCGAGGGAAGCAAAAGUACACUUUUGAAUGCAAGCGUGACCCUCUUGAUCUUGUUUACCAGGGUCUUGACCUUCAUGUGCUUAAGGCAUUUCUAAAUAAAAACCAAAGUACCAGUAUUGCAAAAAUGGUUCAAAUGAUAAGGAAAAACACACAACCUGCAUCAAGUGAGAAAGUUCCUGGUGAAAAAGGUAACAACACGAACAACUUCUCAGAGAAGCAUAGUGAUGAUGGAUUUUUGUUAUCAUCUGAUUAUUUCACAAUCAGAAGGCAAGCUCCUAAGGCUGACCCUGCUACGUUGUUAGCUUGGCAAGAAGCUGGAAAAAGAAAUGACGAGAUAACAUAUGUGAGGUCUGAGUAUGAAAAUGAUAGUGAGAGUGAUGAGCAUACAAGAUCUGAUCCAAGUUAUGAUGAUGGGUACAAUGUGGUAAUAGCUGACAAUUGCCAGCGUGUUUUUGUUUUUGGUCUCAAGCUUUUGUGGACAAUAGAGAAUAGAGAUGUUGUCUGGUCUUGGGUUGGUGGUAUAUCCAAAGCAUUUGAACCCCCGAAACCUUCUCCAUCUCGACAGUUUGCACAGAGAAAAUUGCUUGAGGAGAACCAAGUACGUGAUGGAUCUGAUACACAGCAAGAUGGGAUCUUAAAGCCCCUUACUACCAGCCAAGGUGUAAGUGUUCCUAACCAACAUACAGAGACAUCGGGAUCAGUUUCAUCUCCGUCACAUUCAGUCAAAGUAGAAAACUCAUUGCCUGCACUUAAAAUGGAGAACUUGUCAUCUGUUGCAAUUGUUAAAGAUGGAAAACUUAAUGGUUCUGAAGAAGAUGGAACUCGUCAUUUCAUGGUGAAUGUUUUUGAGCCACAGUUUAACCUUCACUCAGAAGAGGCUAAUGGAAGAUUUCUGCUUGCUGCUGUCAGUGGUCGUGUUUUAGCCCGGUCAUUUCAUUCAGUGCUUCAAGUUGGCUUUGAGAUGAUUGAGCAAGCACUUGGUAGUGGAAAUCUCCCUAUUCCAGAGUGUGAACCCGAAAUGACAUGGAAGCGCACGGAAUUAUCAGUGAUGUUAGAGCAUGUUCAGGCUCAUGUGGCUCCUACUGAUGUUGACCCUGGGGCUGGAUUGCAGUGGCUUCCCAUAGUUCUUAGAAGGUCUCCCAAAGUUAAACGUACUGGUGCUCUUCUUGAGAGAGUAUUUAUGCCUUGCGAUAUGUAUUUUCGGUACACAAGGCACAAAGGUGGGACUCCAGAAUUAAAGGUGAAGCCCUUGAAAGAGCUCACUUUUAAUUCUCAUAAUAUCACGGCCUCAAUGACUUCACGUCAAUUUCAAGUUAUGGUGGAUGUCUUGACAAAUCUUCUUUUUGCCCGUUUACCUAAGCCUCGUAAAAGUAGCCUUUCAUUUCCCGUUGAAGAUGAUGAAGAUGUUGAGGAGGAAGCAGAUGAGGUGGUUCCUGAUGGUGUUGAAGAGGUGGAGCUUGCAAGAGUUCAUCUUGAGGAGAAAGAGCGAGAGCAAAAGUUGAUACUCAAUGACAUUAGGAAAUUGUCUGAGAAUUCUGGAGACCUAUACCUAGAGGAGGGGGACCUUUGGUGGAUUACUGGUGCAAGGUCCAUUCUGGUGCAAGGACUAAAGAAAGAGCUUAUUAAUGCCAAGAAAUCUAGGAAGGAAGCAUCUGCAUCAUUGAGGAUGGCUCUACAGAAAGCUGCUCAACUACGGCUUAUGGAGAAAGAGAAGAACAAAAGUCCAUCAUAUGCUAUGCGUAUAUCUCUGCGAAUUAACAAAGUGGUUUGGAGCAUGCUUGUUGAUGGUAAAUCUUUUGCUGAAGCUGAGAUAAAUGACUUGAUUUAUGACUUUGACCGAGAUUACAAGGAUGUUGGAGUUGCUCUUUUCACAACUAAAUAUUUUGUUGUCCGAAACUGCCUGCCCAACGCAAAGUCAGAUAUGCUUUUAUCAGCAUGGAAUCCUCCACCAGAGUGGGGAAAAAAAGUUAUGCUUCGUGUGGAUGCAAAACAGGGAGCUCCGAAGGAGGGUCAUUCUAUCCUUGAACAAUUUCAGGUUGAGAUUUACCCCCUUAAAAUCCAUCUGACGGAGACCAUGUACCGGAUGAUGUGGGAAUAUUUAUUCCCCGAAGAAGAACAAGAUUCACAGAGGCGGCAGGAAGUCUGGAAGGUUUCUACAACUGCGGGUUCAAAACGUGUUAAGAAAGGCUCUUCAACUCAUGACACUCCAAAAGAGAAUGAGAACCCAUCAAAACCAAGUGUCUCCUUGUCAUCCGUCGGUCAACCCUCUAUUGUAUCUGAUUCUUGUCAAGCUUUGAGCUUGCAAAACCAGACAGAUAAUAUUGUUAGCAGGCCAACCCCAGUGUUACGGAGAACUUCUUCUUUUGAUAGAUCAUGGGAAGAGACUGUGGCAGAGUCUGUUGCUACUGAGCUGGUCUUGCAGAGUAUUUCUUCUUCCAAAAAUGCUCCACUUGAUUCUGUCGAGCAACAAGAUGAAUCGUCAAAGAAUAAACUGAAAGAUCCCAAGAAUCUCAAAACUGGUAGGUCAUCCCAUGAAGAGAAAAAAGUAGCAAAAUCACACGAGGAGAAAAGAUCUAGGCCACGAAAAAUGAUGGAGUUUCAUAAUAUUAAGAUUAGCCAGGUUGAGCUGCUGGUUACUUAUGAGGGAUCAAGGUUUGUUGUGAAUGAUCUUAAGUUACUAAUGGAUACAUUUCACCGCGUUGAGUUUACGGGGACUUGGCGGAGAUUAUUCUCGCGUGUUAAGAAGCAUAUCAUAUGGGGUGUCUUAAAGUCCGUAACGGGGAUGCAGGGCAAGAAGUUUAAAGACAAAGCACAUAGUCAGAGAGAACUGACUGGGUCUAGUGUGCCUGAUAGCGAUCUUAAUUUCAGCGACAAUGAAGGUCAGGCAGGAAAAUCUGAUCAGUACCCGUUGGUUUGGCCUAACCGUCCAAGUGAUGGAGCAGGCGAUGGCUUUGUCACUUCAAUUAGAGGUCUAUUCAAUACUCAACGACGCAAGGCAAAGGCGUUUGUUUUGAGGACAAUGAGGGGUGAAACGGAAAAUAAUUUCCAAGGUGAUUGGAGCGAAAGUGACGUAGAGUUGUCUCCCUUUGCUAGGCAACUCACGAUGACAAAGGCUAAGAGGCUUAUAAGGCGCCACACGAAAAAGUUCUACUCUAGACAAAAAGCUUCCUCGUCCCAACAGAAAGAAUCACCUCCCUUAUCACCAAGGGAGACCACUCCAUUCGAAAGUGAUUCUUCAAGUGGAACCUCGCCAUACGAGGAUUUUCAUGACUAGACUAAACAUCUUGGAAUCGAAACAAAAUUGGAAGCCAUAUUCUCAGAAUGGAAGUGAGGAACAAAAUUCAAACACUCAGAACCAGACGACCCCCACUCGAGUAAAAGAGGUUAAUUUGAUUUUGUUCUCCCGAUUAUCUUCUGAAAGGAGAUGGAUUCUAGCCUGUAUUGGCGCGAUCUACUCGAAGAGGAUAUGGUGAUCGAACCGAAAGUGUUGCUGGUUUGAUUUGUAGCUGGUUUCUCUUCUCACGUAGUUUUAGAGCUCAAUUUUGAUGGUGGUGAGGAAGCUAGUUGACUUUCAAUUUUGUAUAGUUUUUGAUCAGAUUACUAAAAGUUCAAUGAUCUCAUUUCUUUGUACAUACAUUCAAAUAUAUAAUAUAUAGAAAGAAUAAGAAAAUGCAGUAAAUUUUGCAUUUGUAUGGAACCAAAAAUGUUAGUGUGGAUACUUUGUUUAUUUAUCUGUCACAUCCUUAUAA
Molecule: messenger RNA, 8713 nt
Organism: Cannabis sativa
Lineage: Eukaryota; Viridiplantae; Streptophyta; Magnoliopsida; Rosales; Cannabaceae
Product: protein SABRE
Exons: 23
Coding region: 361-8238 (2625 amino acids)
Source: RefSeq, a predicted model, not a curated record